AUGUCCUGCAACCACGGCCACGGCUCGCGAACGCUGGCGGUCGACACUCCAUAUCCGAACCUCAACUACGGUCCAGGGGCCAAGUGGAUCAAGCAGCUCACCAAGGAUCGCCUCUCCACUUUCAAUGGGGGUCACUUCUCCGAUGUCAACCUCUCCUCCAUGCUCUUUGUCCACCGCCUGGAUGAUUCUAGCCAUGUUAGUCUGCAAAUUUGGAGUGCUCCGGGCCUGUCCAAGCCUUCGUUUGAGGACGCGAUGAAGCAAAGGUUCAGACCUGCCAAGAAGGCAUCGGUUCUCAUACUUGCGAAAGGGACCAAUCAUUGGUGGAAAGUCUCCGUAAACGUCCCUGCAUAUUGGGACCAGUAUGAGCGCGUUCAGUUCGAGUUUGAUCCCGGAUGUGAAGCAAUGAUCUAUACCACAGAUGGCGUUCCCCUACAAGGUAUCACCGGAGGAUUCGGUGGUGACCGACGUGUCGAAUACAUAAUCCCGCGGAGCGCGAGGAAGGAAGGCAAGCAUGAAGUCAUCAUUGAGUCCAGCUGUAACGGCAUGUUCGGUGUACCGUGGAACGGCGACACCAUCGAACCUCCCGAUAUGAACAGGUACUUCAGUCUUGCCUCAGCAGAUCUGGUGGUACCAAACCAGGAGGCGUGGGGACUGCUCUGGGAUUUCCAAACGCUGCGCGAAAUUGUUGACACUUUACCGGGGAACACGUCUCUCCAGAACAAGGCACUGACUGUCGCGAACGAAAUCAUGAACACGUUCGAGAAAGGUGAUGUUUCCAGUGUCUCCCGUGCACGUAAACUUGCGGAAGGAGUGUUCGGCGAAGCUUGGGAAAAGGCAGGCGCAGGUGUGUACGAUCACGGAGCCCCCGCUGCUACAAUCUGGGGUAUUGGACAUUGUCAUAUUGAUACAGCAUGGCUGUGGCCGUACCGUGUGACGCAACAGAAGGUCGCGCGGUCCUGGUCGACUCAAGUAGACCUCAUGGAGCGUUAUCCAGAGCAUAGAUUUACGUGCAGUCAAGCACAACAAUAUAAAUGGCUGGAACAGCUUUAUCCACCUCUCUUUGAGCGCGUCAAGGAGAAGAUUCUAGAAGGAAAAUUUCAUACAGUUGGCGGUUCCUGGGUUGAGAACGACUCGAAUAUGCCAUCUGGCGAGGCUCUCGCUCGGCAGUUUAUCUUUGGCCAACGGUACUUCGAGACCAAGUUUGGAAAGAGAUGCGAGACGGCUUGGUUGCCUGACUCGUUUGGUCUCACUGGAGCUCUGCCGCAGCUCAUUCGCCUAGCAGACAUGAAAUACUUCUUCACGCAGAAAUUGUCCUGGAAUAAUAUCAACGUCUUCCCUCAUUCUACUUUCAACUGGGUUGGCAUCGACGGUACUCAAGUACUAUGUCAUAUGACGCCAGUCGACACGUACACUGCGCAAGCCACCGUUGGCGACGUGAACAAGGGCCUCACCAAUCACAAAAAUCUGGAAUCGUCCGAUAUUUCCUUGCUCGUAUUCGGUAACGGUGAUGGUGGAGGUGGUCCGCUUGCCAAGAUGUUGGAGAACCUCCGGCGCAUCCGUGCAGUAUCCAACAAUUCGCGCGAACUUCCUCCGGUCAAUAUGGGUCACUCUGUGGAAGAGUUCUUCAAUGAGGUCGCCAAGGCUUCUGACGGCGGUAGCAAGCUACCAAACUGGAGCGGUGAACUCUACCUUGAGUUCCACCGAGGAACCUACACUUCACACGGAUCUAUCAAGAAGGGCAACCGCAAGUCCGAGAUUUUACUGAGGGAUGUUGAGCAUCUGGCAACUUUUGCAUCGUUGUACAAGUUUCACAAGGGUGACUACGUCUAUCCGGACGAGCGGAUCAACGACUGCUGGGAGAAAGUAUUGUUAAAUCAAUUCCACGAUGUUUUACCUGGUUCUGCUAUUGGUAUGGUAUAUGAGGAUGCGGAGAAGCUCUAUGCAGAAGUCCGCAAAGACGGCAAAGACCUAAUCGAGAAAGCGUUCGAAGCCCUGAUCCCACGCUCCAUCCCUCUAACGGAGGCAUCCGCGAAGGCGGCGAAAUCUGGCAAACUGGUGGCCUACAAUACCACAUUUUUCCCCCGCCGUGACGUCGUCAAAAUCCCUCUUGCCGGUGGAGCCUCGCCUCUCCGGUCUCAGGCCGUACAGGCGUCGGAACAUGGUUUGACGGGAUAUGCACUCAUGGAUGGAUCGGCAGCCAGCGGCCUCGCUUCCACUACUGGGUUGUAUGCGGACUCCAUGCCGGUCUCUGUGUUCACAAACGGCUCCGAUCACUUCGUACUCAGAAACACCAGUGUGCAAUUGACGAUCGCCAAAGGCAGAAUUACCAGCUUGGUUGACGUCGAGCUCGGACGGGAGCUGAUCCCCCAAGGUCAAACUGGUGGUUUGGUGAUAUUCGAUGAUCGUCCCAAUUACUGGGAUGCGUGGGACGUCGAAAUCCACCAUCUCGAGAAGCCCCAGCCGCUUGAGUUCUCAAACAUUCGGAUUGCUGCGGAAGGGCCUCUACGUGCCUCUCUCAAGUCAGAGUUCAAGUACCGCCAGAGCGACAUCACCGUGACUAUCUCGUUGGAUGCAAUUGCUGCUUCAAUGAAGAAGGACUCGCGUUCGUUCUUCAGGUUUGAUGCCGUAGUGAACUGGCAUGAGAGACACGAAUUCUUGAAAUUCGAGAUACCUCUCAAUAUCCACAACGAUUUUGCUACUUACGAGACACAGUUCGGACACGUUCAAAGGCCCACCCACAAGAAUACCACAUGGGACAUAGCCAAAUUUGAAGUCUGCGGCCAUAAGUACGCUGACCUCAGCGAAUUCGGAUAUGGUGUCGCUAUCCUAUCCGAAUCUAAGUAUGGAUUCUCCUGCCCAGGAAACGUUCUUCGCAUCUCCCUUCUGCGCGCUGCCACCGCGCCAGAUGCAGAACAGGACCAGGGCAUCCACGAAUUCUCCUGGGCUUUGAUGCCUCAUAAGGGUCAUUUUUUGGAAUCGGACGUGCCCGUCGCAGCAUACUUAUUCAAUUCGCCCCUUCACCUGCGCCUCCUACCCGAAGAGGGUGCGCACAUGCCCCUGCAGGCGGUAAAGCAGCCUUUCGUGAUUGAGGGAGCCACCAACGUCUUCCUGGAGACCGUCAAACGUGGGCUGCACGAUGAGUUUAAGACGUCCGAUCUCGCUGCGCCCACCACGAUCGUGCUGAGGCUGUACGAAGCGUAUGGAGGGCAUGCUCAGAUAAAACUGAAGAUUGCGGACCAUAUUCCUGUCGCGAAGGUGGUGACGACGAAUUUGCUCGAGGACGAGGGACCGGAGGUUAAGGUGUUUGCUGAAAAGAAUCGCACCUCGUCAUUGAAGCUCGACUUCCACGGCUUUGAGGUGAAGACGGUAAAGAUCAGCCUCGGAAAACAUGCCGUUUCCGCGAGUGAUGGUACUUCAGUGAAGAGAGAUAGCUGGGUGAGAGUUGACAAGAUCUGA
Molecule: messenger RNA, 3456 nt
Organism: Sparassis crispa
Lineage: Eukaryota; Fungi; Basidiomycota; Agaricomycetes; Polyporales; Sparassidaceae
Product: Alpha-mannosidase
Exons: 28
Coding region: 1-3456 (1151 amino acids)
Biological process (GO): mannose metabolic process; oligosaccharide catabolic process
Cellular component (GO): fungal-type vacuole membrane
Molecular function (GO): carbohydrate binding; alpha-mannosidase activity
Source: RefSeq, a predicted model, not a curated record